CGAAGACGAAGACGACGAGGACGAGGAGGGUGGCGGCCCCCGCGCCCACUCCUCGGGUGUGAUCGAGCGCCCUCUGGACCUGCUGUCCAAGGUCCGCGGCAAGCUGGCUCAGCCCGCCGUCAUCUACUUUGCCGUACAGCUGCUCGCCUGCUACCACCACGUGCCGCCUGCCGUACCCCGCGCCGUCGCCUCUCUGCUGUACCGCAUUGCGGCGCCGGAGCACCUGAACAUGGAGCCGCUGCUGUACCAGCUGUCCGUGCUGCGUGUGUUUUACACGCUGCUGUCGGACAGCUCCCUGCGGCACCCCUCCCGCCUGCCGCACUACCGCGAGGUGCUGCUGCUGGCCACACGGGUGACCCGCAACCUGUUUAGGAAGCUGGUGCCGGAGAGGGCGGCGGAGAAGGAGGGGAAGGAAGGGGAGAAGGAGGGACAGAAGGAGAUGGAAGGAGGGCAGAAGGAGG
Messenger RNA from Astrephomene gubernaculifera, 461 nucleotides. The record is from the annotation of a GenBank genome assembly. Lineage: Eukaryota; Viridiplantae; Chlorophyta; Chlorophyceae; Chlamydomonadales; Astrephomenaceae.